GCUCGUUAUCCUACGUAGUAGUAGUCGGGGGAAUCAUCUCCACAAUGGGUUUUUAGAAGAUAGAGAAGGACCCGCAACGGUAAGAGUAGUAGAGGGACUAUAAGACCGGGAGAGGCGCCGCCGCGGCAUCUUCAGUUAGGCUCUUUCUUUCCUCAGCGAUCUCGAUCGUCUGCCACUCGUUUAUUUUCAUUUACUGUAUAUAUAUAUAUACAUAUUCACAUAUAUACAGUAACAGAAUAUCAUCAUGAAGGUUGCCGUCGCUUUGUUUGUUUCGGCGGCGUCCGCCGCGUCGAUUCCCGUUAAGCGGCUGCCAUUGCUCGAGGGUCUCCCGCUCGAGCAGUUCGGAGGAGUUCAUUCGAUUUCUAUUGAGGAUGCUAUUAAUAGGUUGGAUUUGGUUGGGACGAACUUCACUGCACUGCCGAUUUCCAGCAUCUUCGAGGCUGUUACCGAUGUAGUGAGUGAUGUUCUCGACGAGACCCUCGGAAAGCUUGCCCACGCUGGCAGUCACAAGAAGCCCCAGGAACAGGAGACUCAGGGGCUACAGGAGGAGAAGGUUAGCACUAGCACCGAGAGCGACAGCGACAGUGCCGAGGACACGGAGAAGACCGAGAGCACUCAGAGUACUACUCAGAGUGCCACUCCGAGCACCGAGACUGCCGAGACCACCCAAAGCCCGAGCGUCUCGAGCAACCAGACCUCUCAAAGCCUUCAAGGCACCAACAGCGCCGCUGCUACUGGCGAAUGCUCUAACCCGAACAUCCGCUUCGAGUGGGAUAACUACUCCGCGUCGGACAAGGCGGCUUUCGUCGAUGCCUUCCAGUGCCUGAUGAAGGCUCCCCCUUCCGGAAAGUUCGCCCCGUCCAAGAGCCGUUUCGAGGACAUUGUUCGCCUCCACCAGGCGUACUCGCCCAACAUCCACAGCAAGAGCACCACGCAGCAGACACACAAGUUCCUUCUAUGGCACCGUUACUACGUUUGGGCCCUCGAGCAGAUUAUGCGUGAUGAGUGUGGCUUCGACCGUGCUUUCCCCUGGUGGGAUGAGAAGAAGUGGGCUGGCAGGUUCGCACAGGCUACCAUCUUUACCCCUGAGUACUUCGGCACUCUUCCCGCCCCCGUUAACGGCGCCGCUACUUGCGUGAACGACGGUAAAUUUGCCGGUCUGCAGUUGAGCCUUGGACCCGGUAUGGUCACCGAUAACAUGCACUGCCUUCAGCGUGCGGUCAACGAACAGGUCACCGCCCAGACUGGACAGAACGCUUGGGACACCUGCCGAUCUCGUACCUCUUACCCCGACUUCCACAGCUGCGUUGAGUUCACUUACCACGCCCAAGGCCACAACGGUGUUGGUGGUGUUAUGGCUGAUGCCAUCGCCUCCCCCGGUGACCCAUCUUUCUUCAUGCACCAUCUCUUCGUUGACUAUGCUUUCCGCAAGUGGCAGCUUGACGAUGUCGCUACCCGCACUACCUCGAUCAGCGGCUGUGCUGACAACACGAACUGCUCGCCUCUAACGCUUGACACCAUGGUCUACGUUGGCGAGAUCUGCGGCGCUAAGUGCCCCGACCUCAAGGUCCGGGAUGUGCUUAACACCGUGAACGGCCACUUCUGCUACCGCUACGACUACUAGAGAUGGUCUCGCGCCGACGGCGGGAUAUCGACCCAGAAACAUACAUAUAGACCACCAAUACUCUCUUUGUAAUUAGGAUAGAACUGAGAGUUCUAAUCAUAGCGUUCAUUAGCAGAUACCCUUGACCAGAACUUGUUUUUGUUUUUGUUUUUAA
Molecule: messenger RNA, 1778 nt
Organism: Annulohypoxylon maeteangense
Lineage: Eukaryota; Fungi; Ascomycota; Sordariomycetes; Xylariales; Hypoxylaceae
Exons: 3
Coding region: 245-1624 (459 amino acids)
Molecular function (GO): oxidoreductase activity
Source: RefSeq, a predicted model, not a curated record